AUGCGACACGUUCUCCAAGUAGAGCUGCAGAAUCGCGCCGAUGGCUACAGGCACAAGACGGCUUUUUUUCUUGUGGAAAAAGUUGCCCUAUGUUUCCAGCAGCACGCCGUUCUGACCACCAACCUCGAGUUCCCGGUUGGCAAGUUUUUCGGCGAAAUGACGGGCGUGGUUCGUUCUCAGGAAUACUGGGACAGGCAAUUUGCAGAAAACAUGGCCAUUGUGUGCACUGCACAGAUCUUGCUUGACCUCCUAACCUGUGGAUUCAUUUCUAUGAGCCAGAUCAACUUGCUUGUUUUUGAUGAGGCGCACCAUGCAAAGGGAAAUCAUCCUUACGCUCGCAUCAUCAAGAACCACUAUAUGCGCUUGGCUGACGGACGUCCUCGUAUUCUUGGCAUGACAGCAUCUCCUGUCGACGCCUUGACAAGGGAUGUUUGGCAUGCCGCUUCUGAAUUGGAGAGCAUGCUGUGCAGCAAAAUUGCCACCAUCUCCGACGAGGCUUUGAUGCAAAAUCCCGAAGUCUCGAAGACGAGGCUUUGGGAUUCCAUUUCGCGCUGUGUCCGCAGCAACCCUCAAUUCAGAAGACAUCUGGAAUUUGCGUCCAACGCAUCCUCAAUCUUGGGGACAUGGUGUGCUGACCGCUACUGGCAACUCCUAACGACAGACAAUGAGAUGCUCAAAAUUGAAGCCAGAACUGGACGUGACAACUUGGAGCUCGACGUCGCCGCUGGCGAUAAGGCGAUGGCGGCUGUCGCUCAAGUGAGAGGGAUCAUCAAGGAUCACGUCUUCGGGGCCAUCCAGGCCGGUUCUCCAGAACUUUCGUCCAAAGCCAAGACGCUUUAUGAAGUUCUUGAAGAUGCUUUCUGUAAGCGGCUGGCAAAGAGAUGCAUUGUUUUUGUGGAAGCAAGAUCGACUGCCUUUCUUCUGGCAGAUCUAUUUGAGCAGCCGGGGAUGCAGAUUCCUGGAGUGAAGGCUGCCUACAUGAUUGGCGCUCACUCUUCAACCGCCAGCGCAGCAUACAUGUCUUACAGGGACCAGAUCGUGUCUCUACAAAAGUUUCGACGUGGUGAAACAAACUGUCUGUUUGCCACAUCCGUUGCAGAAGAAGGAAUCGAUAUACCAGAGUGCGACGUGAUUAUCCGAUUUGAUUUGUACAAAUCUGCGAUUCAAUAUAUCCAGUCCAAAGGCCGGGCUCGACAAAAGUCGUCACUCUAUGUCAGCAUGGUCGAGGUAGGCAAUCUGGACCAUAUACGCAAGUUACGACGGGCAGCCAGGGAUGCUCAUGCGCUGCGACAGUUUUGCUCUGCUCUGCCUGAAGAUCGCAAGGUUCCUGAUUUUAUCGUUGGUCCUGAUAUUCUGGCUGCCCAAGAACAAGUGACUCAGAGAAGUUUUACUGUCGCCGAGACAGGCGCUCAGCUUACGUUCAUCACAAGCUUGGAAGUGCUGUCAAAAUUUGCCUCGUCGUUCCCAAACCAUGCUGAAGAAGGAAUGCUGCACUUGGAGUACAUUGUCACUUCCGUAGGGCAAAAGUUUACUGCUCAAGUCAUCCUACCAGAUGGGUCUCCGGUCAAGAUGUUCUCUGGAGAAGUGCAGAAGAGCAAGCAGUUGGCAAGAUGCUCUGCUGCGUUUGAAGCCUGCGUAGAUCUCAUCAACAAAAAGUACAUCAAUGGCAAUCUACAGCCAGCGUUUACGAAGAAACUGCCCUACAUGCGGAAUGCAAGGCUGGCGAUUUCAUCAGAUCAGAAAUCCGAAUAUGACAUGCGAAUUAAACCAGAUUUUUGGUCUUCAUGUCUCGCUCCAGAGCCCCCGACUAGUUUGUAUCAGACCACCAUAGCCCUCGACCAGCCGGAAGCUCUUGGGAGAGCAUCUCGCCCUCUAGUUCUCCUAACUAGGAAGCCGUUGCCCGACAUACCGAGCACCCCGUUAUUUUUCGGUGGCGGUCGAACGUCGGUUGUACGCCUUUCGAAUGCGCAAACUUCAUUUGAAGUGCUACCUCAUAAGAUAGAGGCACUGGCAAGUUUUACGUUGAGACUCUUUACCGACGUUUUCAGCAAAGAGUAUGAUGCCAAGUCGCACGAAAUUCCUUACUUCCUUGCUCCUAGCAAGCUCUCAUCAGCUGGUGACAAAGCAGCAGAGAUUGACUGGGAAGCAGUGCAAUAUGCCCACGAGAACGAAAAACUGCACUGGGAAGAUGCUCCAAGAGAGUUCUUCAAAGACAAGCUCGCUACGGAUCCGUGGGACGGAUCUCGAAAGUUUAUCUUGCAUGGUAUCAAUGAAGAGCUUAAGCCGUCUGAUCCAACACCAAAGGGUGUCCCGCAACCCAAGAGUCUGGGAUACAGAAAGGUUGAGCAAAACAUCAAAGAAUACAGCAACAGCCUUUCUAUCAAGUCGAGAAAGAGAAUGAACUGGAGGGAUGACCAGCCAGUCGUCAAUGCAGAGUUACUCCCAAUCCGCCGAAACUUCCUAGACGAGUUCUUUGUAGAAGAAGAGGGAGAUGGCGCUUGCUAUGUCAUUCUCGAGCCGCUGUGCGUGUCACCAAUCCCGAUAGAUGUCGUCUCCAUGGCCCUGAUUUUGCCCGUAGUAAUGUAUCGAAUCGACUCAGUCUUGAUAGCUCUUGAAGCCUGUUCUCUCGUCGGUCUGUCUAUCCGGUCUGAUCUUGCCCUCGAGGCUGUGACAAAAGACAGUUUCAACACGGAAGAACAUGGCGAACACCAGAUCGAUUUUCAGCCUGGGAUGGGUAAGAAUUACGAGCGCCUAGAGUUUCUUGGCGAUACAUUCUUGAAGAUGGCCACAACCAUUUCCAUCUUCACUCUUCAUCCCCGUGCAGAUGAAUUCCAGUCUCACGUCACGCGAAUGUUGAUGCUGAACAACCAGAAUCUCUUUAAGCAUGCUGUGGAGAAGGACAUGCCUGCGUACAUUCGCACUAAAGCAUUUGACCGUCGGACAUGGUAUCCGAGUAACAUGACGCUGAAGAGGGGUAAAGCAGCUAAAACGGAGGCAAAGCAUUGUCUGUCGCACAAGUCGAUUGCAGAUGUUUGUGAGGCGCUCAUUGGAGCAGCUUACAUGACAAGCACCACCGAGAAUAUGGACAUGGCGGUCAAGGCCGUUACAGCCAUGGUCUGCUCAGACAACCACACAAUGCUCGAGUACAAGGAUUAUUUUGCAACGUUCGCUGCCCCGAAGUGGUACAGCCAGCAGACAUCCGCCGCACAGCGCCUCACCGUGGACAAAGUUGCCGACAUCACAGGCUACCGCUUCAAGUGUGCCUCCCUCGUACGCAGUGCCUUCCGACAUCCAUCGUAUGUCUAUGAGAGGAACAUCUCUGAUUACCAACGGCUCGAGUUCUUGGGAGAUGCACUGCUGGACAUGGCAGUGGUGGACUUUCUGUUUAAGCGGUUCCCUGAAGCAGAUCCGAAGUGGCUCACGGAACACAAAAUGGCCAUGGUAUCGAACCAGUUCCUCGGCUGUCUCUGCGUCAAGCUUGGUCUUCACAAACAUAUUCUGCUGGCUACAAAUUCCCUCCUGGGCGACAUUGGGCGGUACGCAGGCCAGCUUGAGCAAGCAGAGGACAUGGCUAGGCAGAAAUCACAGGGCGGUGAUCAGGAAUCUUCUUCUGAUGGAAGCUCCUCCCAAGCUGAAGCUCAAUCAAUCCCCCAAGAUUUCUGGAUCGAGGUGUCACAGCCUCCAAAAGCUCUGGCUGACGUUGUUGAAGCUUUGGUGGGAGCCAUGUUUGUUGACUCGGGAUUCUCCUUCUUUGUCGUACUGAGCUUUUUCACAAAGUUCAUCCAGCCCUUCUUUGAAGACAUGGCGCUAUACUCGUCGUUUGCGUCGAACCACCCAGUUACGGCCCUGUCACACAAGCUACAGGCCGAGUUUUGCUGCAACCAGUGGAAGCUUCAUGUGGCCAAUGUGCCGACGUCCAUAGAUACCGGCAUCGCUGUGGCGUCUGAGAGCGACCUUCUCUGUGCCCUCAUGGUCCACGGCAAGGUGAUUGCGCACGCUACCUCGUCAAAGAGCGGCAUGGAGGCCAAGGUGACGGUUGCCAAGCUAGCGCUGGAGAAGCUCGCACUUAUCCAAGACGCAGCCCAUUUUAGAAGAGAGAUGGAGUGUGACUGUAGCGGCGGCCCAGCAACCGUCUCGAGCUAG
Molecule: messenger RNA, 4143 nt
Organism: Trichoderma harzianum CBS 226.95
Lineage: Eukaryota; Fungi; Ascomycota; Sordariomycetes; Hypocreales; Hypocreaceae
Exons: 4
Coding region: 1-4143 (1380 amino acids)
Biological process (GO): siRNA processing
Cellular component (GO): nucleus; RISC complex; cytoplasm
Molecular function (GO): RNA binding; ribonuclease III activity; ATP binding
Source: RefSeq, a predicted model, not a curated record